CCGCCUACAAAUGCAGCCGGGCCCCGGCGGGAGCGGGGGCAUUGGUUGCUGCUGCUGCUGCUGCUGCUGCUGCAGGAGAAGGAGGGAGGCGGCCGGCGUUGCUCGGCCCCGGGCAGCACGAUGGGCGUGCGGCGCUGGCUGCUGGCGCUGCUGCUGCUCUGGCUGGCUCUCAGCCCCGGCUCCGGAGGGCCUUUGACUGAAACAUCCGAUGAUGGGAAGGAGCCCAGGGAAGGGCACAUCCGGAACCUGGUGCAUCCCAAAGGAGUCCGGAGCGCUGUGGGACACCGGCCGAAUGGCUGGCGGAAAUAUCGGCGUCCUCGCCCCCGCCUCUCCCACAAGGGACCCAUGCCUUUCUAGCGCAGGGUCAAGGCCCUCCCUGGGAAGCCCACCCCCCUUCCGUGACCUCUCUGCUUGAUAAACCAUCUGCUUGUUCAAGGCUUCCCCCCCCCCAAUGGUAGAAUGUGGCCCCCUCCUGUCUGCGCUGCUGCCGUGGCCAGCACUGAGUAUAAGGAGUGUGUGUGCAGCAUCGUCCUCCCCUAUUUCUGUUUUUCCUACUCAGGCUGGUCUCUGUUGGCAGAACCUCGCUCAGUCCCUCUCUCUCUCUCUCUGCCUUGCCAAGUUGCCUUCUGCAGAACCUGAGAAAUAGAGGAUUCUGGGGUUACCAGGGGAGGGGAAGGAAACGGGUAGCGAUGGAGCUGGAAGGGCGCUCUCCUCUUUGUUUUGCAUCCAGGGGCUGACUGGCCCUUUAACUGCCUGGGAAAGUGUCCCAGGGGCCAUUGCCUUAGAGGGCCCCCUAGUGGCCAGGAGCGAGAUGAGCCAAGCGCCCCCUACAGGGCUGGCUCAGAUGGAGCCGUGGCAACAGUGAGAAUAAAUGUAGGCAGUGCCGAGCCCACGAGAUGGCCGUUGUCCUCCCAGGCCGGCUCUGAGCCACGCGGCCCCUUCAGCACUGCCAGCACAGCAAGGGUCACUGGACUCGGCUUGUAUCGGGGCCGCCUUAAUGUCCCUGCUCCUUGUUUAUAUCCCUCAUGGGAGAAGGUGCACAAUGCAUCAUUGUUCUGAAGGAUGCUCCAAGGUGUGGUUUGUGGUGAAACCACUCUGUGGGGGGUGGGGAGCUGUGGUCCUUCUCGGUCCCGUCCCCCGUCCCCCCCACCAACUGCCAAGUCACCGCUGUGGCUGAGGAGGCAGCUGGGACAAGGCCUUUGGGCCUUACAAGAAGCACUUUGUCAGAUGGAGAGUCUCCUCCCAGGUCUCUCUGGGAUCCCAUUUUGCGUCCGUCCCCUCCACUGUGCUUUCUCAAUAGGGCAGCGGCCCUCUUUUUUCAAAGAAAAUCCUGGUCAGGCUCUGAUGCUUUUAACAGCUCCGCGAUAUGCAGAAAUGCAGCAGUUAAAACUUUCCCCUGAGAGGCAGCUCCCUGACAAGAAAAAGCUGCACAUACCGAUUUCCAGGGCCGAGGAGUCCUCUUCUGGGAGCUCGCUUCAGGGUCUGCCUUUGGUUCAACCUCAUUCAUGAUUCUUGGCCUUUCUUGGUGCAAAAUGCAGAUUAAAAAAAAAACAAAUGGCAGGCACAGCCUUGCAGGUAACUAUGGGUGGAUUUGAAAACCUUCCCCGCUGUCUCUCUGCCUUGCCCAAAAGCCAGUUUUGACCAACCUGGGCAGGUGCUUGUCUGUUCCAUGUUGCCCUUCCCGCACUUCAGCAGUCUCCCCAGGACAGGAGCUGAGCCAGAGCACAGAUCUCCUGGCAAGAUCUCCUGGCACUUAACUUGGCAGCUUGUCUUCAAAGCGACAGCCGCCACAGCAGGCCGAGAGAGAGCAGCGCUUGCUUCCUUUGUGCAGAAAGCGUAGGAAACCAACCCUUGGGUGAGGGUGACUUAGCAGGAGCCGGCACAGUGUAUCGGCCCAGAACAUCAGCCAUGAGUCGAGAAAUCCACGUUCAGAUGUUGACAUCAGCCACAAACUCACUUAGGUGGCCUUAUGCAAGCAGCUCUUCUCUCUGCUUCAGCCUCACCGCUGCAAGGAAGGGGGAAUUCAGGCCUAUCUUAUAAGGAUGUUGCAACUUAGAUAACAUACAGGGUAAUGUCUGAACCCUUGAAAUGUACUUCGUAAUUGCAAAGUGCUUUUAAGGGAUGAAUUUGCAUUGGAGAAACUGAUUAUCGUUUUAAAAAAUGACUUCCUGUUUGUGGCUUUGGUCUUUGCCAGAUACUCACAGCGGGUGUUGGAGGGAAAGAGGAGUAGGAGGGUUCAUUCACUGUCUUAUUUUUUGCACUUGGAAGCUUGGGGCUGGAUUCAUUACAGGCAAAUGGUGUGUGGGGCUUUAAGGGAGCCCGGGGUGGGAGCUCACAUCUGUAUAACCUUUUUCAGGUGGCUGUUGACUUCUUUGUAUAAAACCCACUAAUUUAUACCAACAAGGGGCAUCUUGUCUAAAACCCUUGGUGGUAACUAUUUUUUUUUUUUGUAUGUGUGUGUCUGUAAAGAUUUGUUCUGUGUAAAUACAGCUUUAUAAUAAAGAGAGAUGAAAACAAUAAACCCUUAUUUUUAGA
This is a messenger RNA of Gekko japonicus, 2535 nucleotides long. RefSeq names its product apelin (gene APLN). Bases 121 to 357 code for a protein of 78 amino acids. Gene Ontology annotation, molecular function: hormone activity; apelin receptor binding. The record is from RefSeq and is a predicted model, not a curated record. NCBI's taxonomy places the organism in Eukaryota, Metazoa, Chordata, Lepidosauria, Squamata, Gekkonidae. The transcript has 3 exons. Gene Ontology annotation, biological process: signal transduction.